Molecule: messenger RNA, 252 nt
Organism: Clonostachys solani
Lineage: Eukaryota; Fungi; Ascomycota; Sordariomycetes; Hypocreales; Bionectriaceae
Source: the annotation of a GenBank genome assembly
AUGGAGAACGGAAGCGUCAGCCAGGGCGAGGGCAAGGACCCUUCGAGCUUCCUCAGCGACAUUAUUGGUAACCCCGUCACCGUCAAGCUCAACUCGGGUGUCGUCUAUAAGGGAGAGCUCCAGUCUGUGGAUGGAUACAUGAACAUCGCUCUGGAGAAGACGACGGAGUACGUCAACGGUGCUAAGCGAAGGGAGUACGGCGACGCCUUCGUGCGAGGAAAUAACGUCAUGUAUAUUUCUGCAGACUCAUAG